ACAAAAGCUACUGUAUGGAUUUCUGCAUUCUCUAAUUGGGCAACGGUUCCGCACGAAAAUAACGGUGGCAGGGACGAUAAACGAUGCUAUAAUGGUGUGGCGGCCUGGCGGAAUAGCGGCGGCGAGGCGUAUUGGAAAGCGCCAAAAUAA
This is a messenger RNA of Pyricularia grisea, 150 nucleotides long. RefSeq lists its product as uncharacterized. NCBI's taxonomy places the organism in Eukaryota, Fungi, Ascomycota, Sordariomycetes, Magnaporthales, Pyriculariaceae. The record is from RefSeq and is a predicted model, not a curated record. The transcript has a single exon. The annotation marks the transcript as partial.